Messenger RNA from Guyanagaster necrorhizus, 1575 nucleotides. RefSeq lists its product as uncharacterized. Gene Ontology annotation, molecular function: dipeptidyl-peptidase activity; serine-type exopeptidase activity. Gene Ontology annotation, biological process: proteolysis. The transcript is spliced from 13 exons. NCBI's taxonomy places the organism in Eukaryota, Fungi, Basidiomycota, Agaricomycetes, Agaricales, Physalacriaceae. The record is from RefSeq and is a predicted model, not a curated record. Bases 1 to 1575 code for a protein of 524 amino acids.
AUGGCUCGUCUUCUUGGGCUCACUUUUGUCACUUCCUACCUUUCGCUCACCAGUGCUCUACUUUCUGAUGGACGUCCACACGGCAACACCAUGCCCAUGCCAGUGAUCCCUGUCAUCGACAUGAAGGAUACAACCAGCUAUGCAAAGACUUCUUUGGCAGAUGAACUAGCGCCAUACAACACGGUUUAUUAUUUCGACCAACUUAUCGACCAUAAUGACCCAUCGCUUGGAACAUUCCAGCAAAGGUAUUGGCAUACUUAUGAGUUUUAUGAGUCAGGCGGGCCAAUUAUUCUUAUGACGCCGGGGGAAGCCAACGCAGCUCCUUACUAUGGGUACCUCACGAACCGUACGAUCAAUGGCCUUAUCGCCCAACAGGAACAUGGAUCAGUUAUCGUUGUAGAACACCGAUUUUACGGCCUUAGCAACCCCUACCCUGACCUUACUGUCGCGAGCUUGAAAUAUCACACUAUUCAACAAGCUAUUGAUGAUCUGGAAUAUUUCGCUGAGAAUGUCGUGCUUCCGAUGCCCAAUGGUGACCAAGUUGGCCCCGAUAAAGCCCCGUGGAUCCUUACUGGUGGCGGCUAUGCAGGUGCUUUGACUAGUUGGACCAUGGUGAAUAAGCCAAACGUAUUUUGGGCGGGAUAUGCAUCGUCAGCUGUCGUCGAAACAAUAUUCAAUUUCUGGAGAUAUUUCGAACCCAUUCGGCAGAACAUGCCAGAAAACUGUUCUGCUGAUGUUGCCGCUGUGAUUGCCUACGUGGAUGAGGUAUUCUCUGGCGAGGAUACAACAGCUAUCAAUGCGAUUAAAGACGAAUUUGGUCUGAGUGAGAUGACACACCUCGAUGAUGUGGCUGGGGCGUUAAGGAACAAUCUGUGGGACUGGCAGUCUCUUCAGCCUACAUCUGGUGCUGGCGCUCAGUUCUUCGAAUUUUGUGAUGCCCUAGAAGUAAAGGACGGUGAAAAUGCACCCGAAGCAGGGUGGGGCCUGGACCAUGCGCUUCCAGCCUGGGGUACCUAUUUCAAAGAUGAUUAUUAUUCCUUGCUUUGCGGUGACGAUGGGGCUGAGGAUUGUUUGGGUACAUAUAAUGCAUCUCAGAAUUUAUGGACUAACACGAGCAUCGACAACGCGUACCGCUCAUGGAAUUGGAUUGUCUGCAAUGAAGUUGGUUUCUAUCAAGACGGACCUCCUGUAAAUGUUACAGUAACACCUAUUGUGACGCGUCUCGUCAACGUCGAAACAUUCUACGAUCAGCGCCAAUGCCAAAUGCUUUUUCCCGAGGCUUUUCCCGACCCGCCUUACCCGGACACAAGUAAUAUCAAUACAUUGUACGAAGGGUGGGACGUCAGUCUCGAUAGAAUUUUCUUUGCGACAGGCACUCGCGAUCCUUGGAGAGAGGCUACUUUAUCUGCUCAAGGACUGAACAUUCCGAGCACCGAGGAAAUGCCCAUUGGACUUUCGGAUGGUUUCCAUUGUUCUGAUUUGUCCACCACGUCGGGCACAGUAGACGCGACUGUAAGCAAGGUGCAAGCUUCCGCUUUGGCAUCUAUGAACACAUGGCUGAAAGAAUGGGAAUGA